Paralichthys olivaceus (Japanese flounder) is the source of this 1625-nucleotide messenger RNA. It is a transcript of the gene gpr34b, whose product is annotated as G protein-coupled receptor 34b. Gene Ontology annotation, molecular function: G protein-coupled purinergic nucleotide receptor activity. The record is from RefSeq and is a predicted model, not a curated record. Gene Ontology annotation, cellular component: membrane. Lineage: Eukaryota; Metazoa; Chordata; Actinopteri; Pleuronectiformes; Paralichthyidae. Gene Ontology annotation, biological process: G protein-coupled receptor signaling pathway.
UGUAGAGAUCCUGGACGAAGACAGAAGCUCCUGGCACUUCCUUAUUUCAAGAUGAACCGACAAUAACAAAAGGAAAGGAUCUUUUUUGAAGAGCCGUUCAUACAGAUUAGACUCGAAAAGAAUUUACCCGAGUGGAGGAUUACAAAAACCACAGCUGAGCUCGUGUUCAGCUCAUCGUGUGAGCGUGAGCUGUGUGCACAAAGAAACGAGUGAAAGUUUCUGUGGACUUCAAUGACGAGAGCGAUGAAAACCUUCUCCACCACAAACACCGUCUCACCUCCAAACACUUCCACUCUAUGCUGCACCACAAAAAUCAGCCAGAUGAACUCCACCGCCUGCCCCGAGUCCAAGUGGAUAGAUCAUGAUGCUCUGCAGAUCCCGUUGGCGGUGAUCUACUCUAUAAUCUUCAUCCUGGGUCUAGUUGGGAACUUGGUGGCUCUGUGGGUUUUCUUUUGUGUCCACUCUAAGAAGAACUCUGUGAGGGUGUUCCUAAUAAAUGCAGCGUUUGCAGACUUGCUGCUGGUGGCAUGUUUACCAUUCCGGGUUCUUUAUCACAGCCUGGGCAACAACUGGCACCUGGGUCCUACCUUCUGUAAAGUUGUGGGCCACCUCUUCUACAUGAAUAUGUAUAUCAGUGUCACGCUGCUGGGGCUGAUCAGCGUGGACCGCUACCUGAAGAUCAACCGUGUUGCUGGGACGCGGCACAGACUGCAUUCCAGGAAGUGGAGCAGCGUCCUCUGUGCAGUCAUCUGGAUCGCGUCCCUCACUUUGGCUUUGGUGUUUCUGAUAUCAAAGAGUGACCCUCAGCCAUGCAAUUUUUCCAGAUGUUUCCACUACAAGCCGCUCCAGGAUGCAAAGUGGAAGGCCUACAUCAACAUCUGUAUCCUGGUGAUCUUCUGGCUCGUUUUCAUCUCUUUGGUUGUGUCUUACGGAAAGAUCGCCCUCAAGCUUCUCAGGACAUCACAAGAGAAACCAGACCUGCCCAACGCUGCCCGCUACACCAGAACUGCCAAAAAGUCCUUCUUCAUCCUCUUCCUCUUCACAGUGUGUUUUGUCCCGUACCACAUGAUCCGACCGUUCUAUAUAAAAACUCAGAUCACAGACACGUCCCGGUAUUGGAGGCUAGUGGCUGACCAAGCCAAUGAGGUGGCUUUGUUACUCUCUGCCCUCAACAGCUGCUUGGAUCCCGUCAUGUAUUUCCUGUUGUCGUCUUCAGUGAGGAAGGAGGUGCUGCGCUUGGUGAGCAACAUGUGCUGUGGGCAAGACGUCAGAGUCAGUGGAAGCAGCUCCAGCGUCGAGUUUGAAGGUAGAAUUGGGAGAACGUACAGAGGGCAGGCAAACAGCAGUGACACCUGUGAAGCCGCUCUGAAUCAGUGAGACGUAAACGUGACUGAUGUUUAACAGCAGCGCUUGUACAGUGAAUGUGUCACUUUGCUAAAACUUUCUACGUUGACUGUGUCACGUUACCAGUUCAUUUGUUUACCUGCUGGAAUCAGAGUAGGUGAAUAAAACCUGUGUGCGUUCAGGUGGUUAUUAUAGAUCAGCUGAGACAGGGCGUGAUAUGAUAUAAUAAUAUGUAUUGUUGUAUUAUAAGUUGUAAUAUAUUUCAGUGAUCUGGCUAAUUU